AUGGAUCUGGAGAACAAGUGGCCCAAGCCUGGCGAGCACCCUGCCGUUCGCACAGAGGCGGAAGAGCCGUCGUUCAGGAACGCUCUCGGUUCGAUGGAACUCAUGUACAGCGUGUGCAGCACUGCUGUCAUCCUGCUUCCCAUGGAUGACGAGGUCACAGCCGACAAGGAAUACCUCUCGCGAGGGUGGUGUUUCUUUGAAUUCUGCAUCGCGUUCAGCUCCGGCAAUCUAGCGAACGCCAGUGUCCUACCGCCUGAGGAGCAGAUGUGCAAGAAAGUUGCCGAGCUCAAAGCGGACACCGUCGAAGGUUUCCAUAAAGGUUUCAGGGCGACCCAGUUCACAAGCAACGGCGACAGGGCAGUAGUCACAGAGCUCUUCGAGCAGAUCUUGAAGAAGAAGCCAAGGCAGUGA
Prorocentrum cordatum is the source of this 411-nucleotide messenger RNA. The record is from the annotation of a GenBank genome assembly. Lineage: Eukaryota; Dinophyceae; Prorocentrales; Prorocentraceae.